Leptosia nina is the source of this 1761-nucleotide messenger RNA. NCBI's taxonomy places the organism in Eukaryota, Metazoa, Arthropoda, Insecta, Lepidoptera, Pieridae. The record is from the annotation of a GenBank genome assembly.
AUGCACGUGCACUUUAUAUUAUUAAUGAGCACAUUUCAAAUCAGCCAACAAAUUGAUGUCGAGUCCAACGAUAAUAUUCCCGGAUGUGUGGCGAAUAUAAUUCAAACUUAUUUUGAACCGACGCAAUUAUCAGUUAUACAAGAAGACGGAGGAAACAUUUUGGCUCAUAUUCACGAAUUGUUCAUCCCAGUCAUAUUAAUAACUACGCCUCAAAGAAUCCCUCUAUCGCACAGAGGCUAUUUAUUGAUCGUCACCAGUUGUGAAGAUUUUACAAGUAAACUAAUAGAUAUAAGAUCAGGAGUGUCAUGGAAGCCGGACGUAAAAACGUUAAUCGUUUUUAAAUACAUCAAAGACACACAUUUGCCGCAAAUUUUCAACAAGCUACUAGCUUACCAUGUAAUCAAUGUGGUUGUCCUAAACGGUACAGUUUCCGCGGAAUUAUAUACAUACAAUCCGUUUGAAAACUUUGGCUGUGGAAAACGUUAUGACAGAAUCAUCAAAUUGGGAGAUUGCAAUUCAAAAGCAGAUCUGUUCGAAGAAAAAUUGGUGACAGGCCUCCAGAAUUGUACCUUUCGGGCGUUGAGUUCUAAUAUCCCUCUGUACUCUAUAGAUCCAGCGACUGACGAAUCAGAAUUUAAAGGAAUGGAUCAAUUUGUUUUACAAUCAUUAGGGGAAAUGGAAAAGUUUCACGUUAACUUUAGUUUUGAAACUAAUUUUGAUGCAUUUAGUAUUAUUCACGACAAUAUGUCGGCGGUGGGCCCUAUGAGAGAAGUGCAAAUAGGUAAUGUGGACAUCAUAAACGGUGCCAUGCUGCUAACGUAUGAGCGGGCGCAGGCCUUCUCUUUCUUAACUGGGGGAGAAACCUUUACCGAUUAUCUACAUGUUUACGUGGCGAAAUCAAAACCGAUCUCCAAUUUAAAAAUGACACUCUCCGGCUUCAACUUAUACACUUGGUUCGCCUUGUUCAUAGUCUUUGUAAUAUAUUUAUUGUUAAUGUAUAUCGUCAUGGAGAAAGGCACGAAGCAAGGUAUUAUACUUAAAAUGAUCGGCUUACUCUUCUCACAGCCCAGCCACGUGAAAGGAAGUAGAGCCAACAGAAUUUUUAUUUUCUGGGUCUUUUUUGCGUACUUAAUUAGUUGUUAUUAUCAGUCAACUUUAGUGAGUCUGAUGAUGGAUCCCUAUCGAGGUUAUCAGAUCUCGAGCUGGGAUGACAUUGUUCGUUACGACUUGCAGCCGUGUGUAAGUGGAAGUAUGCGAGCAGUGACUAACGGUACAGUGUUUGCAGAGUACGGACAGAAUAAGUAUAGAGCUUGCGAAGGAAGAUGGGAGAGUGUAAAAAAGGUCUCCGACGAUGAUAGCAUAUUCACGAUUUAUUUACGGUCAUUGUUUAAAUAUAAUGAGUAUGAUUAUUACGAUGAGUUUGGCUCGCCAAAAAUACACACAGUAGAAUCGCCGAAAGCGCCAGUCUUGUACGCCAUCUACAUGUACAAGGGCUUCCCUUUGAGACACUUGCUGCAGCGCCACUGCCAUCGCAUCGAAGAAACAGGUUUAUUGAAGCAGAACUUCGAUCGUCUGCAAACCGAUAAGAAGAAGAAGUACCAAUUUGCUGUAAAAACUAUUCGGAUGAAUGUUUUUAUUCCCUGGUACGUGUUGGUUUUGGGCGUUACAAUAUCAACGUUGACAUUUUGCUUAGAAAUACUGUACCAUCGAGUCAAAGUCCGGUCAGCUCCGAAACAAUACAUUUCUGAAAUAAGACAUUGA